Messenger RNA from Trachymyrmex cornetzi, 1806 nucleotides. RefSeq names its product xanthine dehydrogenase-like. The record is from RefSeq and is a predicted model, not a curated record. Lineage: Eukaryota; Metazoa; Arthropoda; Insecta; Hymenoptera; Formicidae. Gene Ontology annotation, molecular function: oxidoreductase activity; iron ion binding.
GAAUGUGCUGGUUUAUCUAGAUUAAAUCUGACACUCUACGUCAAGGUCAUAUUCAAUAGAGGAACCGAUAUUAAACACGUGAUAAAGGGCGUUUUUCAAUGCGGUGGCCAAUAUCACCAUACCCUUGAGACUCAAUCCUGCGUGUGCGUUCCAGUAGAGAACGAUAUAGACGUCUAUCCAUCGUCACAAUGGAUGGAUCUCAUUCAAGUAUCGAUAGCUAAUUGUCUUAAUGUUCAAAAUAAUAGCAUCAAUGUGCAUGUCAAUCGACUUGGCGGUUCAUACGGUUCAAAAAUCUCACGCAACGCGCAAAUUUCAUGUGCUUGCGCAUUGGUAUGUCACAUACUGAGGCGUCCAGCGCGAUUCAUCAUGACGACGGAUAGCAAUAUGCAAUCGAUAGGCAAAAGAUGUUCUACUCGUCAAGAAUAUAAGAUCGGAGUGAACAAUGACGGAGUUGUACAGUAUCUCAAUUCGAAACACUGGAGCAAUUGCGGUUCUAGUUUCAACGAACCACAAGCAGCCAUGAUAGCUUCCUACAUGCAAAGAAGCUGCUAUUUAACUGAUACUUGGACGUUCAACGGAUUCGACGUGAGAACCGAUUUACCGUCAAAUACGUUUUGUCAGGCAUCAGGAUCCGCGGAAGGAGUGGCUAUGAUCGAGAAUUUAAUGGAGCAUAUUGCGAAAGUGACGAACAAGGAUCCGAUUGAGGUCAGAUUGGCGAAUAUGAAAGAUAUUGAUAAAUCAGUUUUAAAACCCAUGAUAGAGGAUUUGUUGAAAAAGGCAAAUUACGAUAAUAACAAAAUUCACGCUGUUUGGUUCAAUUCACACAAUCGUUGGAAGAAACAAGAAAUUGCUUUGGUACCGAUGAAAUACUUGAUGACAUUUGAAGGACAAUUCCAUGCAAUGGUAUCAAUCUGCGCUCGCGACGGUUCGGUAUGCGUGACUCAUAGCGGAAUUGAAAUCGAUCAAGGUAUAAAUACAAAGAUCGCACAAAUAGCAGCUAAUGUACUGUGUGUCGAUAUCGAAAUAGUUUCUGUUAAAGGAAGCAAUAAUUUAGCUUCACCCAACAAGUCAACUACAGGACACAGCAUUACCGUAGAAAACUGCGGAAACGCAACGAUCCACGCUUGCACACAGAUUUUGUCUAGACUCGAGCCGAUAAGAAAAAAAAUGAAAAAUCCGACAUGGAAGGAACUCAUUUUUACAGCGUAUGAACAAGGCAUUGAUUUAUGCGCAAGUUACAUGUUGGUAAAUGGGCCAACAGAAGAUAUUUACGGUGUCACUACUGCCGUAGUAGAGAUCGAUGUACUGACCGGUCAGCACGUUAUCAGAAGGGUCGAUUUGAUGAUUGAUGGUGGUGUAAGCUUAAAUCCCGAAAUCGACAUCGGUCAAGUGGAGGGAGCUUUCGUGAUGGGAAUAGGAUACUGGACUUCUGAGGAUCUGAUCUAUAGUCCUGAUACAGGAGUAUUAACGAAUAACAGAUUAUGGAAUUAUAAGUCACCAGGAGCGAAGGAUAUUCCUGAAGAUUUCCGCGUAUACUUACGCAGUAAAUUGUUCGAUGCAAACGGUAUCUACCAUUCGAAAUCAAUCGAAGAAUCAUCGCUUUGUAUGAGUUACGUGAUUCCAAUAGCGUUUCGCUACGCAUUGAAUUCCGCUAGAGCGGAUGCAGGGAAUACGGAAUGGUAUCAACUAGAUGGACCGUGUACUAUCGAACGUAUACUUUUGACUAGCUUAACUAACAAAGACAUGAUGGUUUACGACGAACACAAAUAUUGGAAUCGUUCUCAAAGAAACUGGUGUUUGAAAUAA